Molecule: messenger RNA, 5003 nt
Organism: Dendroctonus ponderosae (mountain pine beetle)
Lineage: Eukaryota; Metazoa; Arthropoda; Insecta; Coleoptera; Curculionidae
Gene: scra
Product: anillin
Exons: 19
Coding region: 211-4158 (1315 amino acids)
Biological process (GO): actomyosin contractile ring assembly; mitotic cytokinesis; septin ring organization
Cellular component (GO): actomyosin contractile ring
Source: RefSeq, a predicted model, not a curated record
GUCAUUUACUUCGUUUUCAAAUUUGACAGGCAUCUAAACCAAUGCAAACGGCUUUGUUUGUGCUAAGAAAACGUUACAAAGGCCGAAGGUGUUCUUUUUGUGGUAGAAAAUAGCUCAAAAACAAUUUUAUUUUAAGCAGAAUUGUAUAGAACAUUCGUUAAUUGAUAUUGUGAACAGGAUAAGCAUAGUAGACUUUUCACUCGUUGAAAUAUGGAUGCAUUUACUGAGAACAUUUUAGCUCGAGCUAGAGAACGCCAGAGGCUGCUGCAAGGCGCUCCUAAUGCAAAGGUGUCCCCAUUACGUGAAAGCAAUAAGAAUGCAGUAUCUGAGCCUGAUCUGACUGAAGUUAAGAAGAUACCACCAAGAGAAAGUGCUUCUGAAAGUAGUAUUCCUUACAAGCUGUCUCAGGCGAAGGAAGGAACUUUGGAAGGCUAUUUUCCAAGUCAUAAUUCAAUAACGCUGGUGUGUUCUGAACUUCAAGGCUCACCCGGUCAACAGACCAAAACUUUGAAUAUUCAAAGGGACAGUUUCAACAUGGAAAUUAAAGUAAAUAGUGCCGAUAAUGUUCGGCUGGAGGUUGCCAUUGAGGAAUGUAGCGACGAUGGAAAUAAUGGGAGUAAUGAGAAUUUUGGGUUGAGGGAAGAGUCUAAACACAGACUGAAAAGGCUGGGAAAACUGUAUGCAGGUGGAGAUGAAGCAGAUAUAUCUUCUCCUAUUCACCGAACAGAGGCAAAAUUUUACGAAAGCAUAGCGAAUGAUAGAGAAAAAGACAAUCCCAGGCGAUAUGAAAAGCCUAAGAAAGGCCUUAACAAACUAGCGGAGCUGGCAAACAAUAUAAAUCAAUGGGAAGACGAUUUGAGUCAUCAUGGCUUUUCAACUGAACAUAUACAGUCUCCAACAAAGAAAAACCUGAAGGCUCCAGCACCUCAACCGCCGAUCGAACGAGGGAAUCUCUCUCCGACAAAAUGUUCUCCCGUUAAGUUCCGAAAGGCCAAAGCCCCAAGCCCACCCAAUAAUAAUUUUACGAACGAUCAAAAAUCUUCUGCUGUUUGGAAGAGUCCAGGCAAAGAAGUACUAACUAGUCAAAACUCUGCUUCAGAAACAACGCAAAGUGCUAUUAAGUGUUUCUUAAAUAAUCCAGAAUCAGGACAGGCUGGAGGAGUUAAAAAGCCGUCUAACAGUGAGGCUACACCGAAACGUAUUAGCUGGGACAAAAAAGUAUUGGAUAGUUUGGAAUCACAAGGCUUUAGCAGGACGCAAUCCUCUUCGCGAUUAGUUUACGCGUAUAAUUCACAGAAUUCUACAAGAAAUGACGCCCAAGUCAAAUCCGAUGCGCAGUUCAAAGAGCAAGGCAACAUUCCAGAUGAGUCAUCUGAAAAAUUACUUCCCGGUAAACAUUUUGAAAACGAUGAUAAAUAUUUAGAGCAAAAUAAGAAAACUAACACGCCAGAUUAUGUAUCAAAUACUUUCAAAUCAGGAGCAAUAGCAAAUAGAGCCGCCAUGUUCGAGCAGAAGGCUCAUGAAACGUCGGUUAAGCCCCAAAAAGACCCGGCUCUUUUAAGUUUAGCCGAUCGCAAAGCACUGUUUGAAAAGAACAAGGGUGAGGCAUUGGUUCCGAAGGCUGCUUUCGGUAUGUCCGCUCCAGUGAAAGUUGACACCACCACUAAAGCUUGCGAAAGCAAGUUCAUUGGAAUUGUGAAGAAUAAAGAAAAUGUCGUGCAAAUUCAAAGGAACAGAAUUGAAGCCAAUAAAGGUCCGAUUAUUGUAUCGGAAACGGUGAAAGCACAACAGCCCUCUAAACCGAACUAUGCAGCAUCCAGAUCGAAAACGAAGUCCACACCACCGCCACCUCCACCAGCGCAGCAGUUUAAGGCAGCGACAUCUUCUACUUCGAAAGUUGCUUCAAUAGCUUCGGUCACUGUGCCCACUGUGGCAGCUGUUUACCAGGCAGGAGGAAUAGCCAGCAAAAUGGCAGCGUUACUAGAGAACAAAAACAAAGCCACUAUAUCUGAAGAACAGAUCGCUAACAAAAUGAAGCAGGAACGUCAAAAGGAGCUUGAUAUGCUCUUGAAUCGUUUCAAUCAGAAUAAGCAGGGUUUAAAUGAGGGAAGUGACGUCCAAAGUUACAAUUACGAAAGAAGUGCAUCGGAAUCAUCUGACGAUGACGAAGUUGAUGAACGCACAGCUAUGAUUAAAGAAACGGUCACUGUUCAAAUUGAAAGCUCACAGUCACGAAAAUCAGCUGAGAAGAGGAAAAGUGGCAGUCGCCUAUCAAAUGGAAAUGAUAGUCCUCAAGUCGCAUCAGUUCUUGACGAAGUAAAGCGAAUUAAAGUGUCUCCGCCGAAAGCCGGCCGACUGUACCCAUGUUUGUCAGACAUUGAGGCCACUACAACUGAUCAGGACACGAGGACACCAACGCCCAACGAAGAAAACAGUUUUGGAGAGAACAACUGUGACUCAGAUGAUCCAAACACUAGUUUUGGAAGAGACAUUAUACAGGCUGUUUGCAAGAACAUUACGCCAUCAAAAAAAGUUACAUAUAAGGAGUGCUCUUCCAGUAGUGAAAAUUCAUGCGUCAUUGAUGAAUUGGAUGAAAUUUUGGAGGAAAUGGAAGAAGAUAGUAGUGCGGGGCCAACUCCUCCUAAACAUGGCAGACAUAUUUCUCCAAACCGCACCAAACCGCAACCUUCCAAUUCAUUUCACUACAAGAGCUUCAAUUCAAGUUCAUCUUCGCCACCAUCAGCACAAAAAUCGAAGUUUCAAUCCCCGAACAAGUCGAUCAUUUCUCCAAGACAAUCAACAGAGCUUCCGUUGAUUGUCGAUGGGGAACAGGUCUUGCCAUUAACACAUACCGUUAGCUUUUAUAGAAAACAGCAAAACGAGGUACACACCCCGAUUAGACAUAUUAUUAGGCAACCUGUGAUUGAAGAAGAUAUUGGCAGUGUUGAAGAGGAUAAAGUGCAAAAGAAAAUGGAACUUUUGCAGCAAGAGGUGAACAGGCAGCAGAAUAUCAUUGCUCAAACCAGCCAAGCUCUAAAUCUUUGCAGCAGUACUCCUGAAUUUUCAGGAUCUACUGAACAAGUUGAAGCUGAACGAGUGCUUCUUGUAGCAAGUCAUCGGCGGCAAGCGGCGUUACAUGAGCUGCAAAGACUAAAAGUGGAAGGUAACAUCAGGCCAAUGGGGAAACAUUCGGAAAAUGUACCACUUGAAAAGGGAACUUUGACCAUUUCUAACAUAGUGCUACCUAUGAAGCAGAAAUACGUUACAGCUUUGGCAGCAGCAGGAGGAAAGGGCCAUCAUGUAGUCUGCCUUAUAAAAUGUUGCGAAAAUGUAGUCCCGACCAAACUAGUUUCAACAGUCGCUAAUGCUAGUAACCCAGACGUGGACUUAUAUAUUCCGGGUUCUGUAACAUUAAAUGACAUCUACAGCGACUUUACAUUGACCUUUGAAGUGUACUGUUUACAAGCUCAAGAAGAAUGUCUUCCUCAUGACGUCAAAUACCAUAUUAAUAAAAAGUCCUCAAAAGGUCUUGUUACCCCUAAGAAAGGCAAACAUGACUCUAGACUGUUAAUGCCGCCAAAAGAGUCUCCUGGUGGACCUCAGGCUGUUCGGACUUCUUCAUUUGCGCUAAUGGGAUAUGUAAUAUUCUCAAUACAAGCAGUUAGCAAGCGCGUUUGGAGUUUAAAUAAUACACCAGCAAUGAGUCCACUUGAAGGAAGUGUAGAAAUGAAAAUCACAUGUGAAUUAGCUGUCUCUGUGGAGCAUAGGGGGUUCCUUACGAUGUUCGAAGAUAUAUCUGGUUUUGGAGCCUGGCAUAGAAGGUGGUGUUUGUUGAAAGGGAACACUUUUAGCUAUUGGAAAUAUCCCGAUGAUGAGAGAAAAAUGGCUCCAAUUGAUACAAUAGAUCUGACAACUUGUAUAACCAAACAAGUGGCUCCGGUUAGCAGAGACAUUUGCGCCCGAUUACAUACAUUUUUGUUAGAACGAGAAAGGCCUGCAUGUGCCCAAGAUAAAGACACAUUGGUUAUAGUAAGAAAAGGCGACAAAACAAUCAUAAGGCAUUUGUUAUCAGCAGAUACAAAAGAAGAAAGGAUUUUAUGGUGUACCAAAUUGAACUCAGCUUUAAUCGCGUUACGAAUGUGGGGUAGUACCCAAUAAAAAUGAUUUCAUAAAUUAUUUUAUCUAACAUAAGAGACAAUUUAUAGCUUGCACUUAUUUAAUAUCAGCUUUUAUUUUAGCAUCAACAAACAACCGUUACAAAAUAUUGGUAACUUAAUAGUAUUUUGCUUCCUUAAUAAGAAUUACUUGGUGCAUUUCUUUAUAAAUAUUGGUAAUAAUACCAAAAUGAAACUGGAAAACAGAUUUUUUAAAUGUGAAUUUUUCAGUGGAAAGAAUUAAGAGGCAAUAUGGAAUUUGAACACAUUUGACACAAUAUGUGUAAUACACUUAUUUAAUAAUAUCCAGUACUAUUUUAGUGUUUGUUUCUAACAAAGUGAGCAUGUUAAUAUUUUAUACUUUUAUAAGUUUAUUUUUUUAAUUAAUUGUGUUAAUAACAAGAUCUAUGUUUUAUGAUUUAGCACUAAUAUCUUCGCAAAUUUAUCAGUUUAAUUAUACAGGGUCUCUAUAAUAAAUGAUUCAAAGGUAAACCACAUAUUCUUGAAACAAUACCCCUGAGGCUUAGUCUAACUACUUACAUAUAGACAAAAGUUGAUAAUAAUCGAAUCAUUGGAGAAAUGAAUAAGUUAAUUUUUUUGAAGUAGUUUUCUGUUAAUAAUUUGUGGAAAUUAAUAUUUCGGAAGGGAACUUCGACGCUCUAUAAUUCGGUUAUUUUCAACUCUUGAAUCAAGGAAAGUUAAGUUAAACUUUGGUGUUUUUCAUAUAGGAAUCUGUGGCUUAGCGUUGUACGAUUAAUUAUGAGGCAUCCAGUAUAUUAUAGUUAUAAAUAACAUUGAGGCCAUAUUCAUACCUAAUGUGUGUCAGUAAAUAAUUGUACUUGUCUAAGA